Messenger RNA from Physella acuta, 2526 nucleotides. RefSeq names its product TELO2-interacting protein 2-like. Lineage: Eukaryota; Metazoa; Mollusca; Gastropoda; Physidae. The record is from RefSeq and is a predicted model, not a curated record. Gene Ontology annotation, cellular component: TTT Hsp90 cochaperone complex; cytosol; nucleus.
UUUUUUUUUAAUAUUCUUGAUUAAAACAUCAUGAUUUAAAAAAUAAUCUUCCACCAGUAGGCCUUUUCUAACGUAGCAUUAAUUCUAGUAAUCACCGCCCACAAGGGGAACAACUCUAAUGUCAAAUCAAAAUGGCGUCUACAACAAACGCAAAUUCGGAAACUGAAGCCAAUGUUCAUUCUGAUAUUGAGGCACACGGUGUUCAUUCACAAUUAGUUCAUUCAAUGAACGAGAUUUUAAAUAGUUCAUGCAGUUCUCAUAAAGUAAAUCAUCUUAAUGGGUGCAUUAGGAUUAUAGAGACAUGUGAGCAGAGUUCACGUCAAAGCUUGUUGGAAAAAGAUCAGUUCGUUCAGAAACUCAGGCUUGUAAUUGAGGCAGCGUAUGUGCCUCCAUUUAUGACCAGAGACUACUUUUCCUAUGAAAGGGAGGAUUUUAUUGGGUAUCCUGAACUUUCGGAAUGUGUAUUUAAAUACCUUAUGCCUCUAUUUAAUGCAGACUAUCAUCAUCUUUUAAAAAUAACUGAUGGAAAUGUUGAUUCUCAAUUUGCUCAACUUCUUCUGACAAUUAUUAUUUUUAUUGGGGCUCAUGCAAAAGAACCACACUGGUCAUCACCAGGUUGUCAGACAAUGCACACUAAAUUGUUACAACUACUUUUAAGCAGUACACAGUCUGACUCCCCAUGUGAAGUGCUUCUUCUCAAGGCCAGCUACACAACUGAAAAUACUUCUAAAAGUUGUACUAUGCUGGAACAUGUUUUAAUGCAGUGUAAACAGUUAUUCCAGAAAGGACAAUGGCAAAAACAUCCAUUUUAUGUUGAAGCCUUUUGUUGGAUUAUAACACAAGUAAAGUCCCCUUAUUUGAGUGAACAUAUUGAGAUGACAAUGAUCACAUCUUUAAAUUUCUUGGAAGACCAUCAAGAAACAAAUAAAAUCAAAGGGAUUAAUUGCAUUCAGCACUUAAUUGACAAUACCUCUGGUGAAGAAUUACGGUGGUACAACCGUGCUGAAGUAAUAUAUGAAGCCUUGAAGAAGCAGAUGUUUAACAAAGAGCCAGCAGUGGUAGCUGCACUUUUUCCAUGUUUGUUUAGUAUUUUAAAAGUAGUGGACAAGAAACCAGAUCUAGAAUACCAUAACAGCAUUAUGAUCACAUUGAUGCAAUACACAAUAUUAGAAAAUCUUCUGGUUAUUCGUCGGCUCUAUGUGAAUUUCCUGAAUGACUUAAUACAGCAGAUUGGCGUGGCCACCAUUCAACAUUUGAAAACACUAGUCUCGAUUGUUGAACAGUUUCUAGAAAUUGAAGAUGGUGAAGAAGAAUUAUCUCGCAUCGGAGUAUUGAAAAUGCUAUAUAAUAUAAUUCGUAUUGCAUGGCCAAGAAUUCCUCACCAUACACAAAAACUUUUGAAGGCCAUUUUAAAACUUCUUGUAGAUAUAAACAGUUCACAGUAUCAAAAGUUUAAAACAAACAAUACCCAAGAAGAGCUAAAUGAAUUAUCUGUAAAAUGCAUGAAACUACUUUUGAAGUUGUCUCCAUCAAUGAAAGAGGCUUUGGAGGCUUUGAUGGAAUCUGAGCACCUCACAACAAUAAGACCUGUGCUUGCAAGAGUAAGAAAUGACUAAAACUUUGAUGCAAAACUUAGUAAUGUGAAUAAAAUUUGGAAAAUUCUACUAUGCGUAAAUACCAUUUUUUAAGUUAUUGAGUGUAUUUUACCAUUGUCUAGCCUUUUAAUUAGUUCUCAUGGUUGAUGUUUUAGUUACAGAAUUGAAAUAUAAUUAAUACAUCAUCAUGUAAGACAAAACAUAGUCAGAUUUUUAAAAAGUAUCGAUAGCUUUGGGUUGAGGCAUACAUGUAAGUGCUUAAAUUAAAAGAUACCAUCUUACAACUGCUGAACAUAAAAAUAAAUUUAAAGCCUGUUCUUGUUAUUUUCAUAGAAUGAGGUUUGUUUGUUUGCUUGUUGUUGUUUUUUUUUUAAUUCAUCUUUCAGUGCAGCUGUAGAGAGCAAUUGUUUAGUAGAGUUUAACAAAAUUAAGGUUUUGUGUAAGUCACCUGUAGAAGACCUGUUUGUAUCCCUCUGGCUUUUAUUAUAGAGUGCUGGAACAUAAUGCUGGACAAACAAUUCUUUUACUAAUAAUGAGGUGGGUUUAUAUUAAAUUGUGCAUCCUCAAUUAACUGGAUAAAUAAAGCAAUUUUAGGGAGCUGAAAUUGGGUGUAUUUGUUUACUCAGGAAAACUGAUUGUAAUAAUCAGACUACAAUUAUUUGCAAAAUGUUAUUUUUGUGCUUUCUUGAAUACUGUUAGUUGUUUUAUUAUCUUGAGGUUUUAAUUAUGUCUUUCAUAUUGUAAAUUAAAAAACAAAGAUCAUUGCAGGAGUAUUAACUUCAAAGUAGGCCUAUAUGCUUUUUCGACAUUUUUUUACUGCAUGCAAAUGGGGAAGGAAAUAAUUUAAAUUAUUAGCAUUUGCAAGGGACAACCAAAUGAUGUAAAGUUGUUUUGCAACUUUAUAUUUUUUUAACUAGAAAAUUACAUUGUA